This is a messenger RNA of Trichomonas vaginalis G3, 702 nucleotides long. Its product is annotated as HAD-hyrolase-like family. The transcript has a single exon. The record is from RefSeq and is a predicted model, not a curated record. Bases 1 to 702 code for a protein of 233 amino acids. Lineage: Eukaryota; Parabasalia; Trichomonadida; Trichomonadidae.
AUGACCAAACCAACAACAUACGUCUCAUUUGAUAUUGAUGGAACCCUUGUUCUUGGACACAAUGCUCUUAAAGAGCAUCAUGGUGCAUUCCAGAGGGCAGUUUCAGAAAUGUUCGGCGAAUGUGGCAUGCCAAUCCCAUUCCUUGGCCAUCCUGUUGAUGGUUGGAUGGACAUGAAGAUCAUUGAGGCAAUGAUCAAGAAGCUUGGAGUAGAAUACACACCAGAACAAUUACAAAAGUGCUUAUCGUUAAGCGAAGACUACUAUUGUGCUGCUGCUACUCAAAAAUCCGAAGUUCUCCCAGGUAUUGAGCACCUCCUUCAGGUUUUAAGCGAAAUGCCUAACGUUGAAAUCGGAAUUGCAUCUGGAAACCUUCCACGCAUUGCCUGGCAUAAACUUGAACUAUCUGGAAUCGCCAAAUACUUUAAGAACAAGCUCGGAGGCUUUGGUGUUGUUGAAAAUAGAAAUGAAGCAGUUAAAGCAUCAAGAAAGAACGCCGAAGAAUUCCACCAUACAACAUUCAAGACACAUAUACAUGUUGGUGAUACACCAAGUGAUAUUACAGCUGGUCAAUACGCUGGAGCAAUCCCUGUUGCAGUCAGGACUGGUCUUACAAACUGGGAAUCAUUCCCACAGCCAUGCCAUGAGUUCAAGAAUCUCGAUGUCGAUUUCAAUGAAUUCAUGAAGUUAAUAGAUUCUCAAUAA